Messenger RNA from Chenopodium quinoa (quinoa), 1006 nucleotides. RefSeq names its product 23 kDa jasmonate-induced protein-like. The transcript has 3 exons. The record is from RefSeq and is a predicted model, not a curated record. The coding region runs from base 207 to 869 and encodes 220 amino acids. NCBI's taxonomy places the organism in Eukaryota, Viridiplantae, Streptophyta, Magnoliopsida, Caryophyllales, Amaranthaceae.
AGUAAUAUAUUUAAUAUAGAAGGAAGUAAAAAUAAACAAAACACAUAUCAAAUCUAUAAAGACCCCAUGUAGUAUGAAAACAAAAUAACGCUCCUCUUUCCCUCUCUCUCUCUUAGCCACCUCUGCCGCCGCACCUUCCAGCCACCGGCCACCGCACUCCAGCUGGCGCCCUCAAAUCAUCAAUUUCAGGUUGAAAAUUAACGAAAAUGGGCUCAAACGUGUUUGGAACUCCAGUUACGACGGCAACCCUGAGAACGAUGCCUGAAUAUCAAGGCAAGAACUCGAUCACCCAGCAAGACCGAGCCAAGGUUGCACUAGAGAAGGUGAACGCCGAGGGCAAGGCUGUGGAUGCUCGAAACUCCGUGGAGAAGCUCCAGGCUCGAUUUGGGGGGGGGGGGGACGAUGUUGUGAGCACAAUGUGUCUGAUUUACAAUGCGACCGGUGACACAAUGACAUACGUGAUUGCUCGUGACUGGAAGGGACGUGUUUGCGAGUCUGCGUACCCAGUGAUCAUUGCGAAUGGGCAGUGGGGUGCGUUCUUGCAUGGUCAAUACUAUAACCAGGAAAAGAUGUCUAGAGUUGGCAUUGUUUACUCUGCUCUCAACAAUCAAGGCAAAGAACAACACUGGUUCAUGGGAUUUUCUAACAAUUAUUCGGGCCCCACAAACCAGGUGUAUACUGAAAUUCGCAAACCAGGGCACUAUGAGCAGGUAGAGAGUGUAGGAAUAUGGCAAGCUCUUGGUGACAAGGUGAGUAAUGGGAAAUUGGUGAACCAGGCCAACGAAGAAGGGGGGUACAUAAGUGGCUCCAUUGGCAACACUGCAAAACCCAUAUUCGAGGUGAUUAUGACUCUGCCUGAAGCUAAGUAAAUUGUGUAUGCUUCACUAUGGCAUAUCACAUCAUCACCUAAGUAAUGACUAUGGAAUAUUAUCAUGUAUGUAACUAGUUUUGGGCCAAUGCCCUUGUAAACUCUCAGCUGACGAUGCAUCCUUGAAGCUUUGGAAUC